Schistosoma intercalatum is the source of this 6126-nucleotide messenger RNA. The record is from the annotation of a GenBank genome assembly. Lineage: Eukaryota; Metazoa; Platyhelminthes; Trematoda; Strigeidida; Schistosomatidae.
GAAUGAUCUAACACUUCUUUGCAGAAAAAAAUAAUUUAAUUUCGUGAGGAACUAAAAAUGUUUUUGCUUUAUUCUGAUGAAUGUUCCCAUAUUUAUUCCUAAGCUUAUUGGCGGUGCUUGAAAAGUAGUUUUACGAAUGUAUGGGUACAAGUAGUUUGUGAGUGUUCCUGAAUAUACUACAAUUUCCUGUUGCCAUUUCGCUAUAGGGAGCCAUGGAGCUUAAUGGGAUAUAUAGCCAAUCAUUUGAUGAGCAAGUGCCUAAUGGGUCUCAUAGUACGGGAUCUGGAAGCGCAACUCAAGAUCCAGAGCUCACUAGACCAAAUAGCGCUGAUAGCUCCCAACAUUACCACGCUCCUUCAAAUCAAAGUUCAAGUGCUUCACUGUCAAUAGAAGAACGACUCAGGCGCGUUAGAGCCGCUGAACAACUUAAACAGCAGCAACGUUACGCAGCCUACGUAGAAGCCCAACAACAAGCCGAAAUGGCACGUAUGCGCCAACAAGAGGAAAGAAAGCGCAGAAUUGAAGAAAUGCGACAAAAGGAACAAAUGCGCCGACUUAGUGCACUAGAACGACGUGCAGCCUUGGAAUUAUCUAAUCAAGCACGGAUAGAACGACUUCGAGAACGGUCGGCUAACCGUUCAGGAAACAAUACGUUUCGCCGCCAGUUUGCAGAACAUGAUCACUCUGGCCGUACUGCAAGUGCUUCUCCUUCUUUGGGAACCUCGCGAAAUCCAAGCACUCUUAUGACAACUUCGUGUGUGGUCGCCUUUGGAAGCAGCGCUCCGCGCUCUAUAUGUACGCAACCAAGUGCAGCAGCUUUACGUUUGAAACAGGCUUUUGAAGCGCGAUUAGCUAGCUACCUUACCGGUCGACAUAGUGGGUGCUUUUUUACAGCAGCUGCAGCACCUUAUUAUUCGUGCUUUAUAGAUACAUCACAUGGACCUCGGCCUCAAAUCUCUGUGUAUAAAUCGAGGCCCUGUAAUCGAGGUGUAACGCAGUCUAGGCGAGCUGCUUCAGCUCAUGCCUCUGUUUUGCGUCAUACUAAGUCUUCAUUCACUCGGGUUACUCAUGCUCGACGUCAACAAAAUUCUCUUACUAACAGAGACACUGUUUUCAAAAAUGGUCAACCUAUCAGCACUAAAGUCUUGAAAUCCCCAAACACUACCACAGUUCCUGAUGGGCACAAUGUCGAGAGUAAUCGAACCAGUGAAGUAAUUUCAAGUCGAUCUAAUUCAUCCAACGAAUGUGAUAAAAUUGGGCGUCUUAAUCAUCAUCCCAAAGUGCCAAAACAUAUUACUGCACCCGCAAAUACAUCGAAAACGAAAGAACAUACAGCUAAGUUGGAAAAUAUGGUCCCACCUUCAGAUUCCACUAGUUCUACACGUUCCAACUCUAUUGAGAGACGAUCUAGACAACCAACUAUUUCUGUAUUCGAACGUUUAACAAUGUCUCGUUCUGUUACUACUUCUGGAAACGUUACGACAAAUAAAGCAAGACCUGUCCAUUCGUCUGCUAAUACUGUGCAUGUGGCAAAAAGACCCGAAUCUAUUCGAGAAUCCAAACGUAAUGGUAACUCUGUCGUGCCACCUGUGAUGUCUAAAUCCGUUUCUGGUGAUGCGCUACAUCUGCGCCACCAAAAGAAACCAGUGCUCCCCUCGAAACCCCUCUCACCGCCCUCUUAUCCAACCAGAAUCCAGGAGCCAGAAACAGCUAUUUCCAGUCUUCCUCCGUUACCUCAGUCUUCAUCUGAGUCAGAAAGUGUUACUCAAGUAGCUGAAGAUAUCUCUAUUACAAAAGUGCCUUGCAGCGACUCUACUCCAUCUCCUUCAUCUCAAGUUAAUGAUGUAAAGAAUGAAACUUCGUCCAUUAUUGCACAAAUAGGUCCAAUUAAGGCUGAGACACGUGGUUCAGGUGAAGGUGCCAUUUUAUCUGAAAAUGAAGCAGCAAUUUAUCGUGCAAAACUUUUUAAACAACGUCGCUUAGCAAAAGAGCGAAUGGAAGAAGAAAAAAGACGAUUGGAAGAGGAGAGUCGUAAUCGACGAAUCCAACAAGAGCAAGCUGGUUUAGCUGCCGAAGCUGAAGAAGCUCGUUUAAAAGAAGAACAGGACGCUCGUUUGGCUGAAGAAGCUCGUUUAAAGGAGGAGCAAGCUCUUCAUGAGGCUGAAGAAGCUCAACGUGCAAAAGAAGCGGAAGAAGCCGCUAGGCUUCAAGCAGAAGAAGCAGAGCGUCUUGCAAAAUUGCAACGUAGUGAAGAAGAAAGAGUUUUACGCAAGAAAAAGUUGGACAGUAUUAUGUCUCGUGUCAAAAGACCAAUGAAGUUAACAUCUGAGGCAACUAGUGAAUCUGGGUCUACAACCAAUCUUCAAUCAACGGAUACCACACAGUCAUCUUUAGUGCCUGAUACUACUUGUGCUUCGCCUGAUAGAAUCGUUAACAAAGAACCAACUAUAGGUGUUGAAGCACCUAAGGUGGGGAUCAAUCCAUCAGAGAUUUAUGAAACUUCUAAUGGCAGAGUCAUUUUUACUGUUGACGGUGGAAGGGUGAAUGAAUCUUCGUCUUCACUUAAUGACGAAUCUGUCGACCAGUCAUCUUUUUCACACACAAUUACUGAAAACGAUUUGAAAAAUAAUGUAAAUAACACUUGUGAAGAUCUCGUCUCCAGUACUACUAUCACUACUACUACCAUCAAUGGAAAGUCGAACAAUAAUAACAAUGCACCAUUAAGUAAUGUGAAUGAUGCAGAAGCAACAACACAAGUGACAGGCAAUUCAGAUUUGACAAUGAUAAGGAAUAGUUCAAGUGCUAGUCAUAGAACACCACAAUUCAAAUCUGCGUUAUUGCAAUCUAUGCUAGGCGCAGGUCGUUUGUCUGCACAUGCUAAAGAUGCUGUUGCUGGAUUAAGACGUAAUUCUUCUCAAAUACAAAAUGAUCAAAGUACAAAUGAUAAUUGGCCUCAACAUCAUGAACAUAGUGAUUCUACUGUGUCUAGUUUCUAUUCAGUUAAUAGUACACUUAUUCAGGACUCUGGUGAUUCUGUAAAUAUAAACAAUAGUUCUUCAAUUAUGCAUUCUGUGUCGGACACAUCUAGGCAUUAUCAGCAUGAUCUACCUCACCUUAAUGGAUCAAAUGUUAUGCAGAAGUCUGGUAAUCCUGUAUAUUUGUGGUCGGAAGAUCCUGAUCAUGAAGUUUCCAAACCCGAUUCAUUGUCUUCUGUUCCUCAUGUUUUGCUAGAAACGCAGUACACAAAUCCAUUUAAAGAAAAAUAGCCAUACCCCUCACUGUAUCUGCUAGUUUGAUAGACGGAGUGUCAGCUUAACCUUAUCUGUGAUUUGAAUGAAGCAGGCAAUCGGAUGCAUACUAUGUACACUGUUUUCAACUCAAUGAAUGCACCUACUCUACUAUCUGAAUAAAACACGACUGUAGAAAUAAGAUUUUCUUCCUACCUGAUAAUGGACUAAGUGGUAAGUGACUUUCUGUUUUUUUACAACUCAGAAUCUCGAAUUGUUGGUGAAUUGUCCCCAUCGGUAUGAUGAAGGAAUAUUAAAGAUACCACCUUUGUUUAUUCAGAUCUAAACAAUAUAUGCUAUGAACAUCGAUAUGAUUAUUUCUUUAGUUUACAUUUUAAUAAAUAACUAAAGUAGACAUUGUAUGCUCAAUUUUAAGGAGCCUCAAAAACUAUAUCCAAUUUUAUAUUCAUCAACUGUCACGACUAAUUACAAACACUCAACUUGAUUGGUAUUUCGACUAGUUUAUCCAAAUAGAACACAAUAAAGUUCCUUAUUUCAACUGAGACUACAGUAAUCAUCAAACAUUCAGCAAUGUUAUACGACAAAUUAAAACUUUACAUUACAGAUUUAUUAGUUGCUGUUGUCAGCUUUUUUUAUAAGCCUUAGGUGUAACUACAUAUGAAUGUCUAGUUGAGUCACCAUUCUAUUUAGAGAAUAAGAAUGAAACUAAAUUAUUUUAAAGAUAUCUGAACCGACUAGAUGUUAUGCCCAUAAUGACUCAGUAUUCUGAACUAUACCACAGAACGUUCAAAGUUCUUUUUGGUGAAUAUCUGUAAGCGAACGACGCGAUAAAGGAGCUUUAACUAACUCAUUAGUACCGCUGAAUGGCCCGUUUCAUGGAUCCAGUAUUAAUACACAAAAAAGUACGGGCAAGUAACACCACACAUUAAAGUUAUUGUGAAAGGUCGUAGAAAAAGAUUAAUGCUUGACUACGUACAUGAAAUGGUACACAUAGUUCACAUAUUUAAAUAUGUUAAACUUUCAUAAAAAUUUGGAAUUGUAAGUAACAUCCAUAUCUACAUGAAAUUAUUAGGUCGUUUUAUCAAUGUACACGAUUUCAAUAUUUGCCAUUACAUAUACGAGUCUUUCAUCAAUGUACAUCUACUAAGUCACUUAUUCAUGUUUCAUAAAGUACAUCAGUCAGUAAUAAUAACAAAAAGUUGCGUUCAAUUUUCCUUCGUCUAAUUCACUUCAUCCACAAACUGAGUCGUCGUUGAAUAUUCAAUAAUUUUUACUGUUUCAUUCACUGAUUAAUAAUUUAUUCAUAAAUUCAAAUAUAUUUUUACAUUUACCAUCUCCUUUGUCUUUCUUUUCACAGUCGAUACAUCAACUCAUUGAAUUUUAUUGCUACUAGAAAAAUCACACAUGUAUUCGUGAAGUAUAAAAGUUGGUGAAACUUUAAUUCAAAUGCUUCCAUGCUUCUACCUAACUAAAUUGAUCCAUCUUACUGUGUAUUAUUCUAAGCUUUCCAAGUGAUUAACAAACAUUGAUUCCACUAAGUAGUUUUUGCUCUGUACUCUCUCUUUCUCAACUCCUCCCCGUCUAUCACUACAUAUAUACAUAAACAUGAAAUUUUAUUCCAUUUUUUAUUUUAAAAAAGAAAAUUAGUAAGAAAAACUCAUUUGCACAGUUUUUAUCGCAGUUCCCUAUUUAACAUGUACAUUGAUAGCUGAAGACUGUGCACACCUCCGUGUGUAUUGAUUCAAUUUAUUUGCUAUUAUUUAGUUAUGAUGAUAAUAAUCAUAAGAUACCUCUUCGAAUCUUUUUUCAUCGCUAUUCUAGUUGUUAAUUCUGGUUAUAAAUUGUACAAUUUUAUGACUGAUUAGUUGAUUGAUUGGUAUUACAUCAUCAACAUUAGAUUUUGUUUCAUUUUGACUUACUACUACUGUUUUGACAUUAUGCUUUCUGUGACACUACUAGUCAAAUCCACUAAAUACUCGGCGGUACUGUAUUUUUAUUCAGAGAGCUCUUGAUUUAGUUCAUUUAGUGGCGUUGACUAACAGUGACACAGAAAGCAUAAUGUCAAAACAGUAGUAGUAAGUCAAAAUGAAACAAAAUCUAAUGUCGAUGAUGUAAUACCAAUCAAUCAACUAAUCAGUCAUAAAAUUGUACAACUUAUUUAUGUAGUUUUAUGAUUAAUCCUAUGAUUCGUUUUCUCCUUGCCCAUCAAAGUUUUAUCUCCUUGUUAUUGCUUCUGUUUAUUUGAUGGUAUACCAAGUAAUCCUGUAAUUUUGUAAGCUAUACUUCGUGUAUCCUCUCCUUCCCUAAUACUGAAACAACCUACUACUGUCUUCCUUAUAUAUCCUUUCUUUCCCGGUACACGCGGAUGAGUGCCAUAAUACUUCUUUAUAAACAGGUGAAGAUUUCUUGUUUUCAUGUGUCAUAUCCACGGUCCCCAGUACAUAAACCUCUUGCUAAUUUUUUUGCACAGUUUUGCUGUUGUUCAUUCACUGAUGCUUUAUCCGAUAUUUAUGCGUGUGCCUGUACGCUUGUCCGCAUUUUAUAUACCUGUAGGCUAUGUGAAAGGAGCAAGACUAUUUAACUUUUGUCUAUCAUAUAUUUUAAUUGGUCAUUCUUAUUUAUGAUAAUGAUAGUAAUUAUUAUUAUUAUUAAACGUUUGGUUAAUUUUAUCUCAUUCUCUUCUCUUCAUUUUCUCUAUUUACAUAGCUCCGUUUUAACUUUUAUCCGUCAUUGUCUAUAAUUUAUUUAUAAUAAAAGAAAUAAAGAUUCAUUAGUGACAAUAGUGAUGAAAAUAACUCUUUUUAUAUUACGCUUGUUGACCAGUACUUUGGCCUAUCCUCCUUAUUGUGUAUAAAAUGUUCUAAACGAAUUGAAGCAC